AUGUUUUUCCCAUCAUCGUCGGUUUCAAUCAAACCGCCAUCAUCCUCUCAACCAUCUCCAUCUUCCUCUGCUUCUACGCCAACCACUUUGAUUGUGACUGGUCAUAUGACGCCCAGUUUCGAUUGUGAUGUCAGGGUCAAGAAAGUUCCAUCGAUCGCAAUGCUCAAUGUUGACAAUGGCAGCAGCGGUGGUGGAAGUGGUGCCAAUUCUCCUCGAAAAAAUAAGGAGGGGUCGUCUCCUUCAAGGUAUUCUCCUCUAUCUUUAAUAUCACCAAGAAAAAAGAGUAAAAAUAACAAAGACAGGGAUAAAGAAAAUAAUAGAGAUUUGGUUAUCGCAAACAACAAGGAAAAAGAAAUCAUUAAAGAGAAUAAUAGUAAUAGUAAUGUUAGUGUUGGUAGUAGUAGUAAGGAUCAAUCACCAUUAAUAUCAUUGUCACCAGGAGAUUCUUCAACUGGGUCAAUGUCACCUUCUUCAUCCUCUCCAAGUAAUAAUCAAAAGUAUUUUGAAAGUAUGGAUUCAAUGUCCUCGAUAACUGCUUCACUUUCAGAUCAUCAACAAUCGAUUAGCAAUAAUCCAAGUGCACAACCAUCUCCCCUUACCUCUCCAGAAGAGUUUAGAAAUCAAUAUAAACCUCUACCUUGCGAACCUGAUCUUUUACCAAUUUCUUCCCCUCCACCAAGUCAUCAUGACGAAGAUGAACAUAAUCAAAUCAAUCAAAUCAAUCAAAAUAAUCAAAAUAAUAGUAAUAAUAAUAGUAAUGUUGAAGAAAUCAUAUCGACUAAAAAAAAGGGGAUAUUCUCUGGACUUUUUUCAAGAAAAAAAGAACCAAAGAAUUUAAAUAUUAGUAAAUCAUUACCACAAACACCAUUACCAUCAUCGAAUCAACAACCUCAACAAAUGUCAAAAUCAUUUGAUUCAAUUAAAACUAGUGGUCAACAACAACAACAACAACAAUAUCAUCCAUCUCUGUUACCACCAGUUUCUCUUUCUCAUUAUGCACCCAUAUCACCCAUCCCUGUAACAUCACCUCUCAAAACCUCUAUUCUACACAAUCGAAAUAGAGGAGUGUCAUCAUUAAACAAUUCUGGUCAAUACCCCAGAAAGUCGAGCUCUCAAAUCGAUCUUGGCGGCAGCGGGAUCAUUGGCAUUUCCGUCUCGUCGACACCCAAACACCAAUCUUUGAUCAUGCCAGCUAAUAAUAACAUCUAUUCCCCUACUUUUCUACCCCCUCAUCUAGCCUAUAGUUCACAAUCGGUCGCAACCGAUGCCACUUGGCUAAUGAUCGUAUCCAACUGGAGUGAGUGGAGCGAACCUCAUUUCAGACCACUCCUCACCAAAUAUGUAUACCAAGGUAUUCCCGAUCGUUUCAGACCAACCAUUUGGUUUCAUCUAUCCAAUAUGAUCCCUCAAUUGACUACCAUCCCAGCUUGUAUAGAUUUAACCACAAAACAUAAUCUUGUUGAUAAAGCUCAAAUCCUUACACCUCUUAGUACACCAUCAACUGUUACUCCUACCAAUACGCCUGGAUUAAAAUCUCAAAAUAAUCAUCAAAAUCAAAAUCAACAAAAUCAACAAAAUAAUAUAACAUCACCAUCAUCACCAUCAUCAUCAUCACCAACAACAACGACAACAAAUAUAUUAAAUGCAAGUGGAGGUAGUAAUCAUCAUAAAUGUUUUUAUCAUAGUAUAUUGAAACAUCAUUCCGAACAUGAAGAACAAAUUGAUGUAGAUAUUCAAAGAAGUUUCUGUGAAGUAUCUGGUGAAUUACGUGACAAUUAUUCCAUUGCUCUUGCCAAUGUCUUACGUGCCAUCUCACUUUACGAUCCAGAGUUGGGUUAUUGUCAAGGUAUUUCUUUUGUUGGUAGUAUUAUGGUUCAAAAAGUUCAAGAAGAAGAAACUUUUCAUAUCCUAUUAAGAUUACUUGAAGGUGUUAUGAGAGAUUUUUAUACUAUUGGAAUGAGAGGAUUAAAAUUAAGAGUUUAUCAAAUAAGUAAAUUAGUACAAGAAUUAUUUCCAAAAUUACAUCAACAUUUGGAAAAGAUUGAUUUGGAUUAUACAAUCUUUGCAUCACCAUGGUUUUUGACAGCAUUUUCAUAUCAUUUGUCAGAAGAGUGUGUAGAGAGAAUCAUAGAUAUUAUCCUACUUCAAGGAGUGGAGGCAUUCUUUUCAGUGGGAUUGGCCAUUUUCCAAAUCAUCCAAGACGAUUUAUUGGCCUGCGCAGACAAUUCACAAGUGAUGGAAUACUUUAGAACCAAUGCCAAGGAAAAGAUUGACCCAAUCACAUUGAUGGACACUGCCGGUCGUAUUGGUAUUAGUAGCAAACAACUCUAUGUUUUCCAACAACAAUUUGAAAGGGAACAAAAACCAAACAUACCAUCUGAAUUUAAUCCAGAUCAAACGCCCAAGGAAAAGAUGAAGGAUCCAAACUGGGUCGUCAAAAAAUAUAAACUCAAAGAAAGAAUCAACAAUCUCGAAGAGGAUUUGGCGGUCAUGAAACAUGACAUGCAUCACACGGUAAAGAGAUAUGAAGAAGAAAAGAUCCAACUCGUAAGACAUUUACAAGAUGUAACCGAUCGUGAAUCAGGCCUUCUUCAAGCAGAAGUAAACUAUCAAAAUUCAUUACGCGACAAUCAAGACCUCAAAUCAAAAUUACAACAAGCAGAAGAAUUAAAUAGAUAUCUUGCAGAGGAAAUGAGAAAAAUGAGAACUCAAAUGGAUAAUCAAAUUUGGAAUAAUAAUCCAAAAAAAUCAAUUCAAUGGUCUUGA
Cavenderia fasciculata is the source of this 2766-nucleotide messenger RNA. Its product is annotated as RabGAP/TBC domain-containing protein. The record is from RefSeq and is a predicted model, not a curated record. The transcript has 2 exons. The coding region runs from base 1 to 2766 and encodes 921 amino acids. Lineage: Eukaryota; Evosea; Eumycetozoa; Acytosteliales; Cavenderiaceae.